UGUCAGUUUUGAUGAGGCUGUGAAUGUCACUUCACAGUUCACACUAAAAAUGUCGAAAAGUGUGUCAAAGCAAUUUCAUUUCACAAUUUACGAAUUUUAAAGCGUUAAUUCGCUCGCGACAUUACACGCUCGCGUUCACAAAUCGUGUGUUGUCGUCGACUUUAUUGAAAAAAACUUCAUAACAUAAUCGGAUAACUGAAACCGGCUGCAAAGCAGCAAGUACGCCGCAGCCAGAAUGAAAGUGUGGGGCGCUCAUGGCGAAUUCUGCGCCAGACAUCAAUGGGAGGUAAUCGUGGCUACCCUGGCUUUGUUAGCCUGCGCCGCGAGUGUGGAGCGACAUGGAACAGGAACUCGAGCGGAAAGAUGCGCGGGCUGGGCUAGGGCUUGCCCGGGUCUUGAAGCUGAGUAUCAAGCGGCCGAUGCAGUCAUCAUGACCUUCGUCCGUUGCGCCGCACUACUAUAUGCCUAUUACCAAGUUUCGAAUCUCCAGAAAAUUGCUUCAAAGUACCUACUCAUCAUUGCUGGUGUUUUCUCAACUUUUGCCAGUUUCAUCUUUACGUCAGCCCUUGCAGGUUUAUUCUGGAGCGAAUUAGCCAGUAUUAAAGAUGCCCCGUUUUUGUUCUUACUGGUUGCUGAUGUGGCGAGAGGAGCAAGGAUGGCGAAGGCCGGUUGGAGUGCAGGCGAAGAUCAGGGCAAGAGAGUAGGGAAAGCACUUUCUCUGCUCGGGCCGACAGCGACGUUAGAUACACUUCUAGCGGUCCUCCUUGUCGGUGUUGGUGGCCUAUCAGGCGUUCCUAGAUUAGAGCAUAUGUGCACAUUCGCAUGCUUAGCAUUGUUAGUGGACUACUUGGUAUUUGUAACCUUCUACCCUGCCUGUUUGUCACUUGUAGCAGACUUUGCAUCGGGUAGAAAAGAAAUGGGAUCGGAUAGUCCGUUUUCCGAAAACGACUUAAAACCUAAUCCAGUUGUGCAAAGAGUGAAAAUGAUUAUGGCUGCAGGACUACUUUGUGUUCACUUAACUAGCAGGUGGCCUUGGACUCGAGAAAAUGGAAUGAUAGAAGGAUCUCUGACUAGCGACUUUAAGUCUGGAUCUCACGAGAACAUUUUAUUCCACUCCUACGUCAAGUGGUUUUCGGUCAGUGCUGAUUAUAUAGUAAUCGCUACACUGUUAUGCGCUUUGAUUAUAAAAUUCAUCUUUUUCGAAGAACAGAAAAAUUGGAUUAUCGAUAUGAAUGAUUUGACAGUUAAAGAAGUUGUAAAACACAAGGAAAAACCAAAGUUCUCCCUCGGCGAAGACGUGAAAUCCGAAAUGUACACACAAACAGAUGAUCUAUUCAGUUCUGAAGAUUAUGAAUGGCCAUCGCUAUCGCCUAGUUCUUCAGCCGCAAGACUUAAUGCUAAAAAACGUCCGAUGGCUGAAUGCUUGGAAAUCUAUCGAUCAGAAGGAGUUUGUACUUCUCUUAGCGACGAUGAAGUUGUUAUGCUUGUUGAACAAUCUCAUAUUCCAUUACAUAGGCUCGAAACCGUCUUGAACGAUCCUUUGCGAGGAGUGAGGUUGCGCAGAAGAGUUAUAUCCGCUAGGUUCCAAACAGAAGUUGGCAUCAAACAACUACCAUAUCUGAAUUAUGAUUAUAGUAAAGUUUUAAACGCUUGCUGUGAAAACGUUAUAGGCUAUGUUGGUAUACCAGUUGGAUAUGCUGGUCCUUUAGUCGUCGAUGGUAAAGCUUAUAUGAUACCUAUGGCUACGACUGAAGGCGCUUUAGUAGCAUCUACAAACCGUGGUGCUAAAGCCAUUGGCACAAGAGGAGUGACCAGUGUUGUGGAAGAUGUAGGUAUGACUAGAGCCCCCGCUGUGAAACUACCAAACGUUGUACGUGCCCACGAAUGCCGUCAGUGGUUAGAUAAUAAAGAUAACUAUGCUUUGAUAAAAGAAGCGUUUGAUUCAACCUCAAGAUUUGCUCGACUUCAAGAAGUUCACGUAGGUGUUGAUGGGGCAACUUUAUACUUAAGAUUCAGAGCCACUACUGGAGAUGCUAUGGGCAUGAACAUGGUCUCUAAAGGAGCUGAAAAUGCGCUGAAAUUACUCAAAAAUUUCUUCCCCGAUAUGGAAGUAAUAAGUCUUUCCGGAAACUAUUGUUCUGAUAAGAAAGCCGCAUCAAUCAACUGGGUUAAAGGUAGAGGCAAAAGAGUCGUUUGUGAGACAACAAUAUCGGCUGAAAAUUUAAAGAAUAUAUUUAAAACUGAUGCUAAAACAAUGACACGUUGCAAUAAAAUUAAGAAUUUAUCGGGAUCUGCGUUAGCGGGAUCGAUUGGCGGUAAUAACGCUCACGCGGCUAAUAUGGUAACGGCUAUCUUCAUAGCUACAGGACAGGAUCCAGCUCAGAAUGUAACUAGCAGCAAUUGCUCGACCAAUAUGGAAGUCUGUGGAGAAAACAGAGAUGAUUUGUACGUAACUUGUACAAUGCCUUCUCUGGAAGUGGGAACAGUCGGUGGUGGUACCGUUCUGACGGGUCAAGGAGCCUGCUUACAAAUCCUCGGAGUUAAAGGAGCUGGUGCACGCCCAGCUGAAAACUCAGCCAGACUGGCUUCUCUAAUUUGCGCCACUGUAUUGGCUGGUGAACUGAGUUUGAUGGCUGCUUUAGUCAACUCUGACUUAGUCAAGUCACACAUGCGUCAUAAUAGAUCCACAGUAAACGUCCCGAGCAUUUCGAAUGACAUGACGUUAAAGGUACCGAAGUUAUAACACUGGCUACUUAAUAAUUGUACAGUCGAUUGUGGAUUAUGAAAGGCUUUAUUUAGAACUAACUGUAAUACCAAAAAGCUACUGCCUACACUGAUAUGUACAACGAUAUCUUGAAAUGUGUGCUGUUUAUUCACUGAUGUGUGUAUAUUUAUUAAUUUUGCUGUUACACAUUAAAACAUAGAUAUAAAUGUGAGAAAGAAAAUUGGGCCCAAAAUUAUACCCUUCGAGAGUAAUCAUGAAAAGUUAAAUGCUACAAAUAUACACUAAGUAACUCUUCAUGUAAUAAAUAUUAAACGUAAAUGGCCACAACUUAAUGUAAGUAUAUUUAAGUCGAGAAAAUAAUCGUUUAUUUAACGACGUGUUAUGAAAUUGAAUGCAUGUGAUCAAAAUGAAAUGUGAAAAUCGAAUGGAUUUGAUGUUAUGAAGUUACAUGUAAACUUGUAACCCGUUAUAUGCGUUAUUAUAGAACAAUCUUGUAGGUGCAUGUGUAAAA
Molecule: messenger RNA, 3236 nt
Organism: Melitaea cinxia (Glanville fritillary)
Lineage: Eukaryota; Metazoa; Arthropoda; Insecta; Lepidoptera; Nymphalidae
Gene: Hmgcr
Product: 3-hydroxy-3-methylglutaryl-coenzyme A reductase
Exons: 2
Coding region: 236-2743 (835 amino acids)
Biological process (GO): isoprenoid biosynthetic process; coenzyme A metabolic process; sterol biosynthetic process
Cellular component (GO): endoplasmic reticulum membrane; peroxisomal membrane
Molecular function (GO): hydroxymethylglutaryl-CoA reductase (NADPH) activity; protein binding
Source: RefSeq, a predicted model, not a curated record